AUGACAAACAGGUUCAGUAAGAAGGGCUUUUUUGAUGCCCUUCAAAAACUGGAUGAUUUCGAUGACUUCCAGGAUGAAGAUGACGACUCAAUAGAGAAGCUACUUAUCAGUUCUCGGCCUUCCCGAGCUUCAGAUUCCACUGCUGCUCGUAUAUCAGCGAGUACUCGACCAAUCUCUCUUCGUCGUUCCAUCACUGAGCCCCAGCCUUCACCUGCCGGUGGAUCACGGCAAGUCUUCGGUGUCGCCGAUAAGGGGAAUAUUCGAAGAACUGUUCAAGCAACAGAGUCGAAAGUGAGGACUGUCAAACGCGCCCAGACCACUGGAACAAUGCCGGUGUUAAAGACCGGGGGUCAUCCUGCGAAAAAGAGGAAAACGGAGAGCCUCAAGCUUGUCCCCGAGAAUCAACAAAUUUUCAAAGGGCUCUCAUUUUUCUUCUUUCCUAACAAUGAUAUCGCUCCUUCUCGGCGACUGCGAAUCCAGCGAGCCCGAGAGUAUGGCGCCAAGUGGGCCCAAGAAUGGACAGGAGGCAUCACGCAUGUGAUUGUCGACAAGGGCCUUCUAUAUCAAGACCUCCUAACUCAUAUCAAGGCGGAGAACUUAACUGCUCAAAUAGCCGUGGUCAACGAAACCUACCCUUCCGAAUGUAUCAGAUUUCGCUCAGUCUUGAGCACACUACAGGUGCGAUUCCGUGUUGACGGCACUCCGACGGCCACAGAUAAGGAGGAGCCGACUGUGGCUACUCAAACGAUAUACGCAGACACGCUGCCGUUGAAACCAUCGAGGAGGACACGGCAAAAAUCUCCAGAAACCUCUCAGUCGAACAAUGAGACAGCGCCAGUUGAGCCACCGCCCGGUCAGCCUGCACAGGUGACGGAAGAUGGCGCAGAUACACAUGGAAGGGAUUCUCUAGAUGAUAUCAUCGAUGAGACCAAAGCUGUCAGACAUUUGCCCCUCGAUACACUAGAUUCCGACGAAGAGUUCAAUGACCAGGAAACUGAUGAUGAAUCCGAACCGAAGGAGCCGCCCAAUAAAAAACAGCAUCGACCGCCCGGGGAACACAAAACGGGAGACUCAUGGACGCAAAAUUUCGCUUGCAUGCAGAAGUACGACCCGAACGCAAAGGGCGAUAGCCCAAACAGCAGGACCAUCGAGAUCCUGCAGCAGAUGCUGGAUUAUUAUACGCGCACCGCUGAUCAAUGGCGGACACUGGCCUACCGUAAGGCGAUCGGUGCACUGCGCCGACAACCACAAAUGGUUGCAACACGAGCCCAGGCUCUGGCCAUCCCUGGGAUUGGAACCCGACUGGCGGAUAAGAUCGAGGAAAUCGUGCUCACCGAUCACCUCCGUCGUCUAGAUCACACGAAAGGCACCACCGAGGAUCGAAUCAUCCAAAAAUUUCUUGGUAUUUACGGAGUCGGUCUUGUCCAAGCGAGCAGAUGGGUUGCGCAAGGUUAUAGAUCUCUCGAAGAUCUCCGUGAAAGAGCGCCGCUCAGCAAGAACCAGCGCGUUGGAGUAGAGCGCUAUCACGACUUUGCACAGCGGAUUCCACGCAAGGAGGUGGAAGAACAUGGGGCGAUCGUUAGACGGGCUGUGCAAGCGGUCGACAAAGACAUGCAGGUCGUCAUCGCGGGCUCUUACCGCCGCGGGGCACUGGAUUCGGGGGACAUCGAUCUGCUCAUAACCAAGCCCGACGCAUCGCUCGAGCAGAUACAAAGACUGAUUAUGAACAUCGUCAUCCCGCAGCUGUUUGAUAAUGGAUUUUUACAAGUCGGACUAGCUACAUCACGGCAUAACCACGACGCAUCCAAAUGGCACGGCGCGUCCGCUCUGCCUGGGAAUGUGUGGCGGCGAAUUGAUUUGCUUCUUGUGCCCGGAGCCGAGUUCGGAGCUGCAAUUCUUUACUUCACCGGUAAUGACAUUUUCAAUCGCAGCAUGAGACUGCUAGCCCGUAAAAAGGGCAUGUCGCUAAACCAACGAGGGCUGUACACGGAUGUGCUUCACCGCGCCGGCGUGAAGAUCAAUCCGGGGCGACUGCUGGAGGGGCGCGAUGAGCGCCGGAUCUUUGCGACACUAGGAGUACCCUGGCGACCUCCAGAGCAUCGAAUUUGCUAG
Messenger RNA from Penicillium cinerascens, 2112 nucleotides. RefSeq names its product DNA-directed DNA polymerase IV. Gene Ontology annotation, molecular function: DNA binding; DNA-directed DNA polymerase activity. The coding region runs from base 1 to 2112 and encodes 703 amino acids. The record is from RefSeq and is a predicted model, not a curated record. Gene Ontology annotation, biological process: double-strand break repair via nonhomologous end joining. Gene Ontology annotation, cellular component: nucleus. Lineage: Eukaryota; Fungi; Ascomycota; Eurotiomycetes; Eurotiales; Aspergillaceae. The transcript has 4 exons.